AGUAUCAUGGCGGGGAUUUCAACUGAUAACUUACAAACCAGCGCACUUCCCGUAGAAGUUCCGCUGUCGGCGGCUGUCGAAACGUUGCCUGUACCUGUAACUGUAGCUGAUUUGGAGCACUAUGCAGGCAUUGAUGAGAAGUUUUCGCAUGGGGAUUAUCAUUUUAGCACAGUUCUGACCGUUGGAAUUGUUACAGCCGUAAUCAUCAGGGAAAAUUUGACCAUUCACGUUUUGGCGGAUCCGGAAAACAUGGAUAAAGAAUUUGAAGUGUUUACAUACACUUCAGUUCCCGAGGGCGCGAAUGUGGAGUGUGGUCGAGUCAUUUUUGCAAAAGGAGUGAAAUUGUUUGUUGUCGGCUUGCUGCGUUGUAUUGAUCGCAAAUGUGGUGUGUUGUCAUUUAUUGCCCGAGAAAUAUGCGAUAUCAUGGAAUAUGAAGUGUUCAUUCAUGAAGCCAAAAUCGCACAACUGUAUUUUUGUAAAAAUGUACCGUUAAUAUUGCGUUCUGGCGGGUUUAAGCCGGGAUGUUGGGGUGCUGCUGGUCCUCCCGCUGAUUUCGUAUUAAUGUCUCGUGUCGCUGCUUCACCGGCGUAUGGCACUCUCGCGUUUUAUGCGCCAGAAGCAUCCAAUGUUCUUAAAGACCAUGGAACAACGCCGCGUAAGAAAAUCAUUGAUCUCUUUCAAUCGGAGGAAUGCAACCACGAUGUUUCUGUUGGUUUAUCUGAAGAAUUCAUUCAGGAGGCACUAAAAGGCACUAGCAAGGAUGUAUUGCGUCAUGAAUUGAAUGUCUUGGUCAGUGAGGGGCACCUUUACCAUACGAUAGAUGAUAAACAUUUUGCUUGUCUGAGCCGUUAGUAAUUGUGUUACUGAAUGCUCUUAAGCUUUUGCUAAACAAUGAUGUAAAAUUGAGGAUGUGCAUUAUUGCAUAUUUCAUAGUUCUUUUCAGUGAUAUUUUGUUUUUAUUUUUGUUUUUUAUCGCUGAUGUACUUUAAACGAUGUUUGGUGGUUGU
Molecule: messenger RNA, 1007 nt
Organism: Cylicocyclus nassatus
Lineage: Eukaryota; Metazoa; Nematoda; Chromadorea; Rhabditida; Strongylidae
Source: the annotation of a GenBank genome assembly